AUGGAUACUGGUUUUCACUACAAUAGAACCUUGAGCUCUGGUCUGAAUCGACAUGCCAUAUCCUUCCAAACAAGUGCAGUAGCCAGCACAUCGGAGAUGAUGAUGAUGGGUGAUUACUAUCCAAUGAACAGUACAUCAACACUAGGCACAAGGUUUUCAAACUGUGAUAUAGCAAACAGCAGUUCAGGGUUUACACAAGCUGGGAAUCCGAAUUCCUCUGGUUCUGUUCUUGCUGAUUCCAUUCCAGGGUUGAAGCAUGAUGCAGGCUUGGCUGUCGAAUGGUCUGCUGAAGAACAACAUAAGUUAGACGAAGGGCUUUCCCAAUUUGCUGAUGAACCUAGCAUCAUGAGGUACAUCAAGAUCGCUGCCACAUUGCGUGAUAAAACUGUUCGUGAUGUUGCUCUGAGGUGUAGGUGGAUGGCUAGGAAACGAAGGAAACAGGAAGGACUAAAUAUGGGGAAAAAGUUGAAAGAUAAGAAGGAUACUUUGGUGGAAUCAUUUACAAAGCCAAGUAUAUCAUCAGUUCCAACAUUAAAUGUGGCUCCAUUUUCUGUUACCAUGAAUAAUCAUGUCCAGAUUGACAGUAUUACUUUUGAAGCAUUAAGUGGCUCAAUAAGGAAUUUACUAGAACAAAAUAACCAAGUUAUUGGUCAGAUUUCAGCUAAUAUUUCCUCAAUGAAACUGCAGGACAAUAUCGACCUUUUCAACCACAUGAAGAAUAAUAUAACUACCAUAUUAAACAAUAUGAGGUAUAUGCCUGGGCCACCAUUCCCUGUAUCACUAAAUGAAGAUCUUGCUCAUAGUAUUUUACCAACAUCAAGUCAGACAAUGAUGUUUGAGGGAUCAGGUGGGAUGUAUAUGAAGCAAGAACCAGGGUUUUGAUGUGGGAGUUUGGUUGCAAAGUACAAAAUUAAAGGUGAUGUAAAUUUAAAAUAGGUUCACUGUAUUGAUUGCCUAUUCGGGUUUAAAUCCAAUGAUAUAAAAAAGAAAAUUCGUAGAGAUCACAUUUUUGAAAAAAAAAAAUUUAAAAUGUUUAGGUCAUUUGCUUAUGUUUACCCUUUAUAGUCUAUACAACAACAAAGUAGGCCCCCAAAAAUGUACUUUUUGUUCCUCGUGUUAGACCUAAAAUAAAGAUCUCAGUUUGUAGAGAUUUUAGCUCAAAUUAAUAGGAUGACUGAUGACUUGUUGUUCUUCUGGCUUUUGGUG
Messenger RNA from Lactuca virosa, 1206 nucleotides. Lineage: Eukaryota; Viridiplantae; Streptophyta; Magnoliopsida; Asterales; Asteraceae. The record is from the annotation of a GenBank genome assembly.